AUGGAUUACGAAGGCCAACAACUUGCGGAGCUUUUGUUCUACUGGAUUAUUCUGGCCUUUGGAGCUGUCGGCUGGAUCAUCGGCUUUUUUCAACAAGACUUUUUGAUUGUUUUUCAAGCAUGGCUUGUGGGUGUCGUCAUUUCCAUUAUUCUGUGCGUCCCGGACUGGCCAUUCUAUAACCGACAUCCUAUUCAAUGGCUCGAGUCUGUCCCAGAUCGGAGAAGCAAAGUUAAUUGA
This is a messenger RNA of Phaeodactylum tricornutum CCAP 1055/1, 237 nucleotides long. It is a transcript of the gene Spc12, whose product is annotated as signal peptidase 12 kDa subunit. The record is from RefSeq and is a predicted model, not a curated record. Gene Ontology annotation, cellular component: endoplasmic reticulum membrane; signal peptidase complex. Bases 1 to 237 code for a protein of 78 amino acids. Lineage: Eukaryota; Bacillariophyta; Bacillariophyceae; Surirellales; Neidiaceae. The transcript has 2 exons. Gene Ontology annotation, biological process: protein targeting to ER.